AUGGUGCUCAAUACGUACUUUCCACCAGAUUUUGAUCCCACAAAACUACCUCAGACGAGUAGAUAUUGUAAGAAAGUACAACGGGUAAUAAUGAAGCUUCCAAUGAGUAUUUGGUGCAAAAAUUGUGGGAAUCACAUCAACAGAGGAACCAAGUUUAAUUCCCGUAAAGAAGAUGUAGCCGCCGGUGAGACGGAUUUAGGGAUUCAGAUUUCUAGGUUCUACUUCAAGUGCAACAGAUGCGAUGCUGAAUUGGUUAUGAAGAGUGAUCCAAACCAUUCAGAUUAUAUUUUUGAGUUUGGAGCAACCACAAAUUUCCAGCCUCUCCGUUCUGAGGAUGAGGUGGUGCUGAAAAGAACUCCAGAAUUCAAGAGAUCAGUACACAGCCCAUUGGACAUCAUCGAUGCUCUUGAAAAGUGGAGGCAUGAUGCUGCUCAGAAGGAAAACGAAAAGCCAUUGGCGGCGCAGGAGAAAAAGUUCAUAUUAUAUCUCUGCUAA
Messenger RNA from Papaver somniferum (opium poppy), 495 nucleotides. Its product is annotated as YJU2 splicing factor homolog. The transcript has a single exon. Gene Ontology annotation, biological process: mRNA splicing, via spliceosome. Gene Ontology annotation, cellular component: U2-type catalytic step 1 spliceosome. The record is from RefSeq and is a predicted model, not a curated record. Bases 1 to 495 code for a protein of 164 amino acids. NCBI's taxonomy places the organism in Eukaryota, Viridiplantae, Streptophyta, Magnoliopsida, Ranunculales, Papaveraceae.